Messenger RNA from Colletotrichum lupini, 2043 nucleotides. RefSeq lists its product as uncharacterized. Bases 1 to 2043 code for a protein of 680 amino acids. The transcript is spliced from 16 exons. The record is from RefSeq and is a predicted model, not a curated record. NCBI's taxonomy places the organism in Eukaryota, Fungi, Ascomycota, Sordariomycetes, Glomerellales, Glomerellaceae.
AUGUCGUACCAGAAGAAGUCGAGAGGGUUGUGGCUGUCUCGACUCGGAGACUGUGCUAGACAAACGACGGGAGGGUCUGGGCUCGGGGACAAGAACGGAAUGGCCACCAUCAACAACUUUGGCCGCAGCAGCACGUAUCUCAACUGCUUUCUUUCCGAUGAUACGAGCCUUGUCCUUGGAGUGUCCAGUUCAGCUAUCCGGCCUCUUUCGUCUGUUGAGGGGAAGAGAGAAGAUGGGAGAGAAGGGUGGGAAAUAGUGGCCUUGAGAAGAGGGGGCGGGCGUUGCGAGCUUCCAGGAAGCCAGGAAGCUGACUUUCACCGCCAGGAAUAUGCAACUGUCUACCAUACGCGCAACCUAUCACUCAACCCAGCAAGCCACCUACUCAUAAAAUACUUCGUCGCUCUCGAGGCAUCCAUUUGCACCAUCCCUGUCGCUUCGGUGAAGUGGUGGGCACCGCCCAGUCGAGCGCCACGUUCCUCGCCUUUGGAUUGGCAGCCUGGUCAUCAAACGGCAAUUACUUCAACUGCGAUACUUGAGACGCCUUCCAACGGGCCUCGGCGACUAAGCUGUCACCAUGUCUUGGCAAACACGGGCCUCUACACUACACACCGAGAGCUGCUCGUUUAUCGUCUCUGCCGGUGCUCAUUACCCCGCAAGAGACUGACUUUGUCUUGCACGGGCACGGGCGGAUUUGACGGGCGGGAGGGAGGGUCGACCCGGAAGGCGAAUUUUGCGGACAGUGGAAAUGGUCCGCGCCGCACGAAACAAGGCAACCAUCCGGCUGAAUAUCUGUCAACCUCGAUUCCUUCACCGAAGACGUGCCGCUUUUUCUUGAGGGCCGGCUCAAUCGGAUAUAGGAUUCUUACACUUCUGGGUGCCAUCAUCGACCCCAAUCAACGACCGCGACUCCCCCUCAAAGACGACUCCAAUUGGAAUGGGCAAGAAUACAAGAUUCUUGUCGGUCAUAGGAUGCGAAUUCGAGAUGCCAGCGAUCGAGACAUGCGUACGUCUUUAUGCAGGACUCGGUACCGCCCUCGGCUUCGUAUCAAAGAUAGGAUUCGAAGUGCGCCUCUCAUCCAGGUUGUGGUCUGGACCACCAUUCUGAAUGGAGCAUCUUACGUGGCCGGUCUUCUGAUACGAGUCCAAUCCAAACGCCAACUUUUUCGCAGGCGCCUAUUUCCUCCCAUGUCCACGUCGUUCUCAUGGCCUCACAACAUUUUAGACACCAUCCAUGCAAUAAUGAAGGAUCUUUACUACCUCGCGAAGCCUCUUCAACUCCUUCGAUCUUCAAGAGACAGGGGAGGCCUGUCCACACCACCAAGGCUGUCUGCUGUGUCGGUACACAACAUCCACGGAGCUGGCACGAACUCGCAUUUCCUGACGACACAGAAUUCUAAGACCUCGGCGACUUCGAUGCGUGUAGUCCCAACGUUGUACUCAUCGGCACUGCACGUCGAGAAGCCCGGAGGUGAUACAAGAAAAAUCUCCUCACGUACUCUGGGAUCUAUCUUCGUCGUAGCCAUUGCAGAGAUGCCUAAUGCCACAGGGACUUCCCUGCUCACCUCAUGUACAACGCGUACAAUCGAGCGAUCUGGCGGCUUUCCGUCAAACUGCGGGUCUUUUCUUUGUCCUUCAGAAGCCGAAAAGCUGUACUCCAUGUCACAAACGAGAGGCCUGGCUCCUGGGUCUCACCGUCUACAAGGCCGCCGCCAUCUGUAUAUAUGCCCAACGUACAUUCAAGAAGUUUCGGCAAAUCAGUAUGCUGAUAAUCCCUGCAAGCAGAAGAGCCCUUGGCUUCUACACAACAAGACACCACCCCUCAUUCACAUGUACCAGCCUGCGCCCGGUUGCAACACCAAGGGUGUAGAUGGAGCCCUUUGGCUGGUCAUCUACGGCGUUCGGCCUUCCUUUUCCGACUCCCUCGCAAUCCAUCUCUUGCUCACUAAGUGUAGUCGGAGAUGGUUGGCUCAUCUAUACAUACUCGGUAUGACGCCAGACGUUGAACACGCAAAAGGCGUUGCCUCGGCGGAUAGAGCCUUUUGA